Hordeum vulgare subsp. vulgare (domesticated barley) is the source of this 872-nucleotide messenger RNA. RefSeq names its product pectinesterase inhibitor 12-like. Lineage: Eukaryota; Viridiplantae; Streptophyta; Magnoliopsida; Poales; Poaceae. The transcript has a single exon. Gene Ontology annotation, molecular function: enzyme inhibitor activity. The coding region runs from base 1 to 705 and encodes 234 amino acids. The record is from RefSeq and is a predicted model, not a curated record.
AUGGGGCAGGGCAGAAGAAGCCUCCGACAAUGGCUCCCCUCCACUCUGCCAUGCCAGCCUCAUCCUUAUUUAGCUUUGCUUGUAUUCCAUCAUAAUUUUGACAAGUUGUUUUUGGCAAACAACAAGAGGCUUGAAUCGAUGAAGACAGUGACGACGACGACGACAACAAUGAUGCCUGCUCUUGCCGCCGUGCUCGCGGCGGCGGCCUUGAUCUUGGGUGCUGCCCGCACCGUCGACACGGCGGUGGCGGACACGUGCAAGGCCGCCGCGGCCAGCGACGUGCGCGUCAACCCGGAGCUCUGCAUCUCGCAGCUCGGCAGCCACCGCGACAGCACCGAGGCGGACACCUGGGGCCUGGCCAAGGUGGCCUCGCUCGUCGGCGUCAACAACGCCGACCUCGCCGCCGCCGACGUCAAGGCCCUGGAGGCCGGCGACCCCAACGUGCGCCUGAAGCCGGUGCUCAUCAAGUGCGCCGCGCUCUACAAGGACGUGGGCAUGUCGUUCGCCGGCGCGUACGACCAGAUCAACAACCGCGCCUACCCCGCGGGCAAGCAGAAGCUCGACGAGGCCCUGGCGAAGACGCAACAGUGCAACGCCGCCUUCGGCGUGGCCGGCUUGACCCUGCCUCAGCCGCUGGCCCAGCACACCGUCGACUCCAUCCAGAUCGCCAUCAUCGCCGGCGCCAUCACCAACCUCAUCAAGUGACCUCUUCCUCCUUCAGCAAGUACAGUAGUGGCAUCUAAAUAGCUGUUGACACGAUGGUGAUCUCGUUUUCUUGACAAUUUUGUAAUUAUAGAAGUGUUGGCGUAGUCGUGCCUCGUAUUGGGAAGAACCGAGAAGAACAAGUUGAGAAAUCAUUUGAUUUGAUUUGA